AUGCAUUCAAGAUUACUCACCGGACUGCUAGCUGUUUGCUUUAUUGGCCGUACACCAGUUCUAAGGGCGCCUCAUAGCUUGAUACUUUCUAAAAGGCUAGUAGAAAAAUCAAAUAUAAUAAAUUAUAAUUCAAACCAUCGUAUUUUCUCGACAUCCACACGAAACAACAUGUUCAAGGAGAUUCUAAAGAAACCAUGCGCACAGGUUAUACCUGUACCGGUGCUCACGGACAAUUACGCAUACUUGCUUAUUGACCCCAAAAGUGAUACUGCCAUUUGUGUGGACCCAGCAGAACCUCGAAAAGUUCUAUCGGCAAGCACUAAUAAUGGGUUAACCAUAUCGGCCGCAUUCUGCACUCACAAACAUUAUGACCACAGCGGAGGAAAUGCAGAAAUACAAAGAAUGGUACCUGGAAUAGCUGUAUACGGAUCCUCCUAUGAAGCUAUGCCAGGUCUAACUGCCGGGGUUAUGGAUGGUGAAGUUAUACAUAUUGGCAGUUUGGAGGUAACAUGCAUUCGUGCCGCUUGCCACACCGUAGGACAUAUGAUGUACUACGUCACUAACCCUUCCGAACCCAACUCGCAACCACUGAUUUUCACUGGAGAUACUAUAUUUAUUGCCGGAUGUGGACGUUUCUUCGAGGGAUCUGCCUCUAUGAUGAUGGACAUUAUCACCAAGUUACGAAAACUACCCAAGGACACUCUUAUAUACUGUGGACACGAAUACACGGUCAAAAACUUAGAGUUUGCUAGGACAGUGGAUGGAUCUGAUGCCGUAAUAAGAAAACUCGAAUGGGCUAAGCAAGUCAGGUCACAGGGAUUACCCACAGUACCGUCUACAUUAGCCGAUGAAAUGGAAUAUAACCCGUUCAUGCGUGCUGCCAUUUUGAAAGAAAAGGUUGGAGAAACUACCGAAGAGGGCGCUAUGAGCAAGCUGCGCAGCAUGAAGGACCGCUUUUGA
Molecule: messenger RNA, 960 nt
Organism: Babesia sp. Xinjiang
Lineage: Eukaryota; Apicomplexa; Aconoidasida; Piroplasmida; Babesiidae
Product: Hydroxyacylglutathione hydrolase
Exons: 3
Coding region: 1-960 (319 amino acids)
Molecular function (GO): hydroxyacylglutathione hydrolase activity
Source: RefSeq, a predicted model, not a curated record